Linum trigynum is the source of this 3324-nucleotide messenger RNA. Lineage: Eukaryota; Viridiplantae; Streptophyta; Magnoliopsida; Malpighiales; Linaceae. The record is from the annotation of a GenBank genome assembly.
UUAGUAUUGGUCUAUUGGAUAAUCGUCAAUUACAGAGAAGGGUAAGAAAGCUAUAAGAAAGAUCGCCGUCUUUGAUAGCAAACGGACAACACAGGAGAAGCGCCUCACAAGUGUUUGCUGUUCUUCCACCACAUUAAUAUUGUGUAGGAUAUCCAAUAAUAUUAGUUUCUGACCAAGAGUGUGGACUUUUGCAAACUGCAACCUACAGCUUUUGAUUCUUUCAAUGAUUAUAAGCUUAGAACUAAACCCACAUCAAUAAUAUUCUUACUGAUUCCAAUCCCAUUGGGAACUCUACUCUGCCUAGAGAAAACAGAAGGAGAGAGAGAGAGGAGAGAAUUGUGUUCUCCUUUCCCCCUCUUUCCUCUGUUUUCUAAAUCCUCCUGAUUUCCUCUAAGAAGAAGAAUGAAACAGUUGCUGGUUUCUGUAAGGUCUUUCGCGCUGAAGCUGAUGAUUCUAAUGGCUUUCUGCAUUCUAUCAGGCAUUAAACCCUUUACCAUCUCUAUCUCUAUUUCCAUCUUUUUGCAUUUUUUUAUGACGAAAUCUCUGUUGUUUCUUGCAGAUUGCUUUGACCCUCUGGAUCCUAACGGCAACAUCACAGUCACCUUUGACGUCCUCGAUUACCCGCAAAAUGGAGGCUAUGCGGCAAGGGUGACGAUCAGGAACUUCUACCAGUACCGCCACGUGGAGAAGCCAGGGUGGCAGAUUGGUUGGGGAUGGGCGAAAGGAGAGAUCAUCCUGAAAAUGUCAGGCGCAUACGCUACAGAUUCAGGGGACUGCAAGAACUUCGCUUCCCUGAAGCCGCACUGCUGCAAGCAGAACCCAAUCAUGGCCGACCUAUGGCCCGGCGCAGCCUCAGACGACGGAGGGAGAACCGUUGAGGGGUGCUGCCGCGGUGGAGUGAUGUCGGCCUGGGCUAUUGAUCCUUCAUUGUCAUUCUCAGCAUUUGAGAUGACAGUUGGGAAUCUCCCAGCCAAUACUAGUUAUCCACCUGCCAAUCUCACUCUGUUUGCUCCAGGGCUUGGCUACACCUGUGGCCCGGUUCAGGAUUCGGAAUCCACCGUGUUUCUCGACUACGGCGGGAGAAGAAAGAUCAGAGCUUUCAGAACGAUGAAAUCAGUGUGCACUUACUCGAGCUUCCUAGCGAACAGAGCGCCCGUAUGCUGCGUCUCGCUGUCAACAUUCUACAGUCCGCAGAUCACGGAUUGCCCGAAAUGCAGCUGCGGAUGCAGGGACUCCGCCUCCGAUGGAGUUUCUUGUUCAAGCCAGAGCUCUUCUUCUUCGUUGGGCGGUAAUGGCGUGGACGACAACAAGUUGCAGUGUACGGAUCACAUGUGCCCUGUUCGAAUUCACUGGCACGUGAAGAACAAUUACAUGCGGUUCUGGAGAGUGAAGCUCACAAUCUCCAACUACAAUCUCCGGAAGAAUUACUCCGACUGGAAUUUGGUAGUCCAGCACCCCGGUUUUUCGAAGAAGGCGAUCGCUUACAGCUUCAACGCCACCACCCUCCCGACCGUCGGAAUCGAAGACGAGGUUGCUCUGUUUUGGGGUUUGCCGUACUACAACAGCGAGCUAACGGAAGCUGCAGCCGCCGCCGCCGGCGGCGGAUUUGGGUCGGUGACGACGGACAUCAUCUUGGAGAAGGAUUUGGAUGAGUUCACGUUGAUGAAUGGAUGGGCGCUGCCGAGGAGGGUUUACUUCGGCGGCGAGGAAUGUCAAAUGCCGCUCCCUGAUGCAUUCCCAAUGCUGCCAAACGGUGGAUUCAGAAUCCGAUCCUCUCCCCGCCAUCGACGCCGUUAUCUCUUCUUUCUCAUCUUGUUGGUGGCGAUUUGGUUAGAACUAAGACUAUAGCUAGAGAUGGCUCGCUCCACUCCAAGAUUGAUCAAAUAAAACCGCCGGCGGUGUCUUUCUUUUCGUUUCUCUUUAGUGACGAUAGAGAAAAUUAGAUUAACGGUGUGACAUCCAUAUAUUUUUUUUUGUUUCAUAAGAGAUUUGAGGGAGGGAGUGAUGUGCCACAUUCUGUACAUUGAUUUUAAUUUGCAUUUAGAUGUAUACACAAUAUGAAUGAAAUUUUGGAAAUGUCAUGAUUUGUCCAUUGGUUCUUCCGUAAUGGAUUUGGUUAAUAUAGUAGUUAGAGAAUGUAUCGACCUUUUGCCUACGAUUUAAAUUUUUUGAAGUAUAUAAUCUGGUCUCCGCUUACUUAGAGAUCUAGUUUCGCUACCAAUUUCAUUAGAAAGGUGAGGUACAUGUUGUUCAAGAGCAAUGCAUUCAAAAUCGCACUUUGACACUUCAAAGUUUAUACUUUUACACUUCUAGAAAAUCAGAAUGCUUCUACGUAGAAUCGAGCUUUUAACUUACAAUUGUAGUCAAAAUCUAUGCUUUAAAGCUUACUUUUUCUUACGCUUUAGCUCACCAAAAUGUUUCUACAUUGAAUCACGAUUUGACUGCCUUGGUUAAGAGGAAUUAUAACUUCUCGGCCAUUAGCUCCCUCCUCCUAACACUUGGAUUUGUCCCAAAGAAAUUGCUGUAAUCUUUAAAUCUAGGUGGGCGAAAACCCUAUGUAGAAGGCUACAAAAGAAUCAGUGUCAGUUUGUUUUCUGUUGCCGACUAAUGGGAGACAAAUCGUGACACGGUGUUUGGUUGGUAGAAGUAGAACAGAGACAAAACGCUGACAGAACAGAGCAAAGAGUUUUAACUCAUGAAAGCAGAACCAAUAUACAAUUCAUGGAGCAUCAUUGGAUAUGGAACAAAGAAGGGUGGCGUGGCCCGGACGAACACUGAUAGAAAAAACUCGCAAUUUUGAUUAAACGUUCAAAGAUGGACACUCUGUUUUCCCUAAGAGCUGCCAGCUGCUCUGUUUUCUUGUUUGGGGUUUAGCAGUUGGAGCUUAUGGAAUGGACAUUUGUCUUUCUUACUUAUGGAAUGGAGAGCCGGUUGCCGAAGGAGAAGAUCGUGGUGGUGGGAAUGCUAUUGAGUCUGGUCAAUUUCCCACCAGACUGUGAUCUGCUGGAAUGGAAAUCGACUAAAGCAAUAGAUCAGAACUUGGACUGAACAAAACUGGCAGUUUUUGUUUUCACGAUGUUGUUUGUGUUUCGUGCUCGAUAAGUUUGUGUUAACCGGUUGAUUUGUAUAGACGUAUCUUCACCCCUUUUCAAGUGACUUACAUUCGAUGAUCAUGCCUCGUGUGCAUUGAUGAAUCUCGUUCGGGUUGAAUUUUGUACAUUAGUUGCUCCAAGAAGGACAAAUCUUCUUUGUAAAUAUUUCUUGAAAGUUCGGCACAUCACGAUUGUGAUAAUGGUGAGAUUUUAUUAAAAACGGUGUAUUUUG